CCGGGCAGUUGUGAAUGGGUGCGCAGCGGGGCAGACGCGAAAGCGAAGAGAGAAAGGCGCUGGUUUGACAGCGUUAGGAAGAGGAUCUGACAGCGUUAGGAAGAGGAUCUGACAGCGGCAGAAGGCAAAUACAACUUCUGUUUGGGCGAUACGACAGGACAGGAGCAGGAGCAAGGACUCGCACAAGCAACAGCCUGCCGCUUCUCAAAAGAACACAGCACCAUGAUGACCAAACCCUACGGCCAAGAGGGCGACAUGUCUGAGCUGGUGAGCUCUCUGGACUGGGUGGAGGAAGACCUGAGCUCCCAGGAAGAAGGAGGCGCAGAGCUGGGCCGGUUCACCAUGGAGACUCGAGAGGAGGAGGAGGAAGAGAGGGGGGUGGAAGAGGAGGAGGAGGAGGAGGAGGAGGGGGAGGGGGAGGAGAGGGGUGAGAGAGCCCCAAAGAGACGAGGUCCUAAGAAGAAGAGGAUGACCAGGGCGCGGGUGGAGCGUUUCAAGGCCAGGCGGGUGAAAGCUAACGCGCGGGAGCGCUCUCGGAUGCAUGGGCUGAACGACGCCCUGGAGAGCCUGCGCAGGGUCAUGCCGUGCUACUCCAAGACCCAGAAGCUGUCCAAGAUCGAGACCCUGCGGCUGGCCCACAACUACAUCUGGGCCCUGUCCGAGGUGCUGGAGUCAGGGCAGUCUUCAGAGAGCAGGGUCUUCGUGGAGAUGCUGUGCAAGGGCCUCUCUCAGCCCACCAGCAACCUCGUCGCUGGCUCCCUGCAGCUGGGUCCCCAGCCCCUGCUGACGGAGAGGGGCCCCGUGGAGCAGCAGGCUGGGGCUGUGUGCUCAGGGAUGGGGGGCCCGAUCCCCAGCGGUCCUCAUUACAGCAGCUACCCCUCUCCUGGUCUCCCCAGCCCCCCCUAUGGGACGCUGGAGCGCUCUCACCUCCUGCGCCUCAAGCCGUACCCCAAGGGGCUGGCCGACUUCGAUAGCCACUCCCCGGAUUGCGGGGGGACCCCUCCCUACGACGGGCCCCUCACCCCCCCUCUCAGCGUCAGCGGUAACCUCUCUCUCAAGCAGGAGCCCUCUCCGCUGGGGAUGGAGAAGGGCUUUGCCGCGGCCCACGCUGCUGCCCACGCCGCUGGGUUCAUGUCUCACUACCAACCCCGGAUCUCCCCGCCCCCCCCCUCCUCCUCCUCCUCCUCCGUCUCGCCUCUGACACAAGGACAGGCGCCGCUCUAUCAGGGCUGCACCUCCAGCUACGAGCUGCCCCAAGACAUGACCUUCGACCCAUAUGGCCAGCACAUGGCAGAUCCGCACAUGGGAGCUAUAUUCACAGAGUAGUACAUGAGCCGCAUUGAGCCGGAACUGCCAAGUGCAAAACCGAGGUUUUUACAAACUUGCACGGAAAUAUGCAUUAAAAAAAAUAAUAAUAAAACUACAAAAUAAACUGGAAAGGACUGGACUUUUGUCGUCCGUCCCCCCGCCCCCCACCGGAAUGAACCUGCAGUGCUCAAUAAAGGAUAACUGGGUUUAUUUAAACAGCCGUGCAAAGUUUUUGAAAUAUAUUAUUUUGCAAAAAAAUCGAAAUAACUGUCGUGCGUCUGAUUCGGGAGAAAUGGAACAGCCGCGGUCUCCUGGCUCUUCAAGAGACUGAAACGAGACUCCCGUUGCGUAGCAGCGUGACGCAUCCCUGGUGUGACUUUCUGCAAGGCAAAUCCGGCUCCUAGUAAAACCUGGAAUGGGUGAAAUUGCUACGCAAGAGGAUUUUUCGCAUACGAUUUAAUUUAUUCCUUUAUUUAUAUGAUUUCUGGUUUUUUAUGUUUUUGAUUUAUGUGUAUACUUUUACUGUUCGACUUAGAAAUAUAUAUUCUGUUAUUUUUAGUGUCUCAAACUCUGCCACCAGAUCUAUUUAUUUAAAUUAUUUAUUUGUUUGUCCAGAUUUAUUUGUAAAUAUUUCCCCGUCGCACUUAAAAAUCACAAUAGGAUACAGCUCGAACAACGGGGGUGGGUUGGAGAAUGAAGCAAGCAAUAAUUAUUCAGAGAACUAUGCAAAAUCAUUUUUAAAAAGAGAAAGAAAGGAAGAAAUGGUGAACAGCAAAUAUUUUUUCAUAUUUUGCCCAAACUGAUUUUUAUAUAUUCUGUCCAAAAAUAUAUAUCUAUUUGUCUCCUCGUCCCCUUUAAUGCGGAUCUAAUUGUAAGCGCGGCUGAUCCAAAUGUUUCUCAGCAGCCGUGCGGUCUUUUGUUUGAAAAGCAAUAACUUGUGAAAAGUGUUCUCUUAUUGAAGUUUUUUUUUGUUUGUUUUUUGU
Messenger RNA from Polyodon spathula (Mississippi paddlefish), 2291 nucleotides. It is a transcript of the gene neurod4, whose product is annotated as neuronal differentiation 4. The record is from RefSeq and is a predicted model, not a curated record. Gene Ontology annotation, molecular function: protein dimerization activity. Lineage: Eukaryota; Metazoa; Chordata; Actinopteri; Acipenseriformes; Polyodontidae.